AGUUCAGCUACAGUCAGGGCGCGGUGCUCCUACAGACCAAUUGACCGUUCACUCGACUACACGGACUUUCUCAGUCACUUCAAAGAGAUGAAUCACUUUAUAUUGAUUCUGCAAUGUCUGCCUUUUCUAUUUGGACCAGCACUGUGCUCAGAAGAUGAGACAAGAUUAGUAAAGACUCUGUUUACCGGAUAUAACAAGGUUGUUCGUCCUGUUAGCCAUUUUAAGGAUCCAGUAGUGGUUACUGUGGGACUACAACUCAUUCAGCUUAUUAGCGUGGAUGAAGUUAAUCAGAUUGUCACCAGUAAUGUACGGCUAAAGCAGCAAUGGAAGGAUGUGAAUCUGCAGUGGAAUCCUGAUGACUACGGUGGCAUCAGGAAGAUCAGAAUUCCCUCCACUGACAUCUGGAAACCAGAUUUAGUCCUUUAUAACAAUGCUGAUGGAGACUUUGCCAUCGUCCAUGAAACAAAAGUCUUGUUGGAGCACACGGGUAUGAUAACAUGGACUCCCCCAGCAAUCUUUAAGAGCUACUGUGAGAUUGUGGUCCUUCACUUUCCCUUCGACCUGCAAAACUGCAGUAUGAAACUUGGAACGUGGACUUAUGAUGGCAACCUUGUCAUUAUCAACCCAGACAAUGACAGACCGGACCUAAGUAAUUUCAUGGAGAGCGGAGAGUGGGUGAUGAAGGAUUACAGGAACUGGAAACACUGGGUGUAUUACGCUUGCUGUCCAGAUACACCUUACCUUGAUAUAACUUAUCACUUCCUCUUGCUCCGCCUCCCGCUUUAUUUCAUCGUGAACGUCAUCAUCCCCUGCAUGCUGUUCUCCUUCCUCACUGGGCUUGUGUUCUACCUGCCCACAGACUCUGGUGAGAAGAUGACACUCAGCAUCUCUGUCCUGCUCUCUCUGACUGUGUUCUUGCUGGUGAUUGUUGAGUUGAUCCCCUCCACCUCCAGUGCUGUUCCACUCAUUGGCAAAUACAUGCUCUUCACCAUGAUCUUUGUCAUUGCCUCCAUCAUCAUCACUGUGAUUGUCAUCAACACACACCACCGCUCCCCCAGCACACACACUAUGCCUGCUUGGGUCCGCAAGAUCUUCAUAGACACCAUUCCAAACCUGAUGUUUUUCUCCACUAUGAAACGACCAUCCCAGGAACGACAGGAAAAGCGUCUCUUUCCUGCAGAUUUUGACAUCUCUGACAUUUCAGGGAAACCCAUGCCUGCCUCUGUCACUUACCACUCUCCCAUAACCAAAAAUCCUGAUGUACGUAGUGCCAUCGAGGGUGUUAAAUACAUUGCAGACACCAUGAAAAGCGACGAGGAGUCCAACAAUGCUGCAGAGGAAUGGAAAUUUGUCGCUAUGGUCCUGGAUCACAUUCUUCUAUGUGUGUUUAUGGCGGUGUGCAUUAUUGGCACACUAGGAGUGUUUGCCGGACGCCUGAUCGAGCUCAGCAUGCUGUGAGAGCCCGAAGGCCCAAAUGAAGCCAGGGACUGGAGUGCAUUUACUCUCUGCUGAGAUGUAGCAUAGGGGAUGCCUGAUCAGACCAGAUGUUAAAGGGGUCAUGUUGCUAAAAAUAACUUUAUUUUGUGUAUUUGGUGUAAUGCAAUGUGUUUAUAUGGUUUAAGGUUGGAAGAACACAUUAUUCUCCACAUAUGUACGUUAUUGUUUCUCCUCUAUGACCUGCCUUUCUGAAACACGUCGAUUUUGACAAAGCUCACCGUUCUGAAAAGUGAGGUGUGCUUUGAUUGGCCAGCUAUCCAGUGCAUUGUGAUUGGCUGAAUGCCUCAAGCGUGUGAUGGAAAUGUUACACCUCUUAACACUGUGAUGCAAGGUGCAAUGAG
Molecule: messenger RNA, 1838 nt
Organism: Carassius carassius (crucian carp)
Lineage: Eukaryota; Metazoa; Chordata; Actinopteri; Cypriniformes; Cyprinidae
Product: acetylcholine receptor subunit alpha
Exons: 9
Coding region: 88-1458 (456 amino acids)
Biological process (GO): monoatomic ion transmembrane transport; chemical synaptic transmission; regulation of membrane potential
Cellular component (GO): neuron projection; synapse; postsynaptic membrane
Molecular function (GO): transmembrane signaling receptor activity; acetylcholine-gated monoatomic cation-selective channel activity
Source: RefSeq, a predicted model, not a curated record